Castor canadensis (American beaver) is the source of this 579-nucleotide messenger RNA. The record is from RefSeq and is a predicted model, not a curated record. NCBI's taxonomy places the organism in Eukaryota, Metazoa, Chordata, Mammalia, Rodentia, Castoridae.
AUGGGGCUGUGCUACAGUCUGCGGCCGCUGCUCUUCGGGGACCCCGGGGACGACCCCGGCACGGCCUCGGAGCCGCUGGGGGAGGACGCGCGGCCCGGCGCUCCAGCCCGGCCCCUGACCGGGACCCCGCCACCUCCGGGCGGUGGCCAGAGCCCGACGCGCGCGCGGCCCGAGGAGGAGCAACGAUCGGAGCGGCGGCGGCGGGCGGAACCCGUGCGCGCCGAGGAGCGCGAGGCGGCCCGGGAAGCGCGGAAAGUGAGCCGGGGCAUCGACCGCAUGCUGCGCGAGCAGAAGCGCGACCUGCAACGCACGCACCGGCUCCUGCUGCUGGGGGCUGGAGAGUCUGGGAAAAGCACUAUCGUCAAACAAAUGAGAAUCCUGCACGUCAAUGGAUUUAAUCCCGAGGAAAAGAAACAGAAAAUUCUGGACAUCAGGAAGAAUGUCAAAGAUGCUAUUGUGACGAUUGUCUCAGCGAUGAGUACUAUAAUACCUCCGGUUCCACUGGCCAACCCAGAAAACCAGUUCCGGUCAGACUACAUCAAGAGCAUAGCCCCUAUCACCGAUUUUGAAUAUUCCCAG